Arxiozyma heterogenica is the source of this 1098-nucleotide messenger RNA. It is a transcript of the gene UFE1, whose product is annotated as Ufe1p. The record is from RefSeq and is a predicted model, not a curated record. Bases 1 to 1098 code for a protein of 365 amino acids. Lineage: Eukaryota; Fungi; Ascomycota; Saccharomycetes; Saccharomycetales; Saccharomycetaceae. Gene Ontology annotation, biological process: retrograde vesicle-mediated transport, Golgi to endoplasmic reticulum. Gene Ontology annotation, cellular component: SNARE complex; endoplasmic reticulum. The transcript has a single exon.
AUGCCUGAUUUAACCAAGUUAUUUCAAAAAUACAUACAAGUUAUAGAGGAUAACACUGAUCCUACAGAAAGAGAACAAUCAGCAAAUAGGAUCCAUAAGAGCGAUAACAAGUGGGAGAAGUUUCAAUCUUUAUUAUUGAAAGACACUUUUGUUUCAGAGUGUAAAGAUUUGUUUUACUGUUUGAGAGAAUUGUCCCGUGUAUUAAAUGAAGUCACAUCAUCAUAUUAUGGUGAUAUCACUGCCAAAAUCAGUAAUAAUAUAGGCUAUAAUAAAGAUGGAAAUAAUUUAGUAAAUAUGACAGAUCAAGAUAAAGAUAAUUUUGAUACGGAAUUCAGAUUAUUAUUACAAAAGUACGUAACUAAAUUUAAACAACUAGAGACUUAUGAAAAUGCACGUGUAAAAUUAAUAGAAGAUCAAUAUAUAUCACCAAAGAGUCAUCUUUCGAUGACAAAGUUUAUGUAUUCAACACAGCAUGCUCUGUUGGCACAAUAUUGCAAGACUAAUAUUCAAUAUAGGAGUGGUGUUUUGAAUUCAAUUAAUUUAAUCAUUAAAUCAAUUUCAUCCAGAUUCCUUUCAAUGCAGCAGGAAAGGUUAGCUAAUAAACAAAAAUUUGAUACACUUGAUUUUAAUGCAGAAGUACAGCCUAAACCUGACACAUCAUCAGAUAUGAUUUAUGAUGCUAUUUCAGUUUCUAUAGACACAUCAAAUCAAGGUCAAUACGUAGAGACUGUUCAAGAUGAAGUGAAGACAUAUGAAGAUACUAUUUCAAAGUUAACCCAAGAACAAAUACAAAUGUUACAAUUAGAACAUGAAGAAUUGCUAAAAGCCAAAGAUGAUCAACUAGCAAAUGUCAAAAAGAUUAAUAAUGCUAUCUUGGAUAUUAUGUCUUUACAAACAGAAUUAUCACAACAUUUACAAAUACAAUCACAGAAUAUUAACAACAUGUUAGAUAAUCAAGAACAGAUUGAAUCUAAUAUUCUCAAAGGAAAUAUACAGUUGAAGAAGGCACAGCGUUCUGCAAGUAAAUCUGCGAAAAUAAUUACAUAUGCAGCUAUAUUAAUGGCGAUCUUUAUCCUUAUUGUCGAUUAUAUAAGCUGA